Molecule: messenger RNA, 399 nt
Organism: Prorocentrum cordatum
Lineage: Eukaryota; Dinophyceae; Prorocentrales; Prorocentraceae
Source: the annotation of a GenBank genome assembly
GUUCCAGGAGGCGUCCUUCCCGGCGAGGCAGCCGAAGGCGCAGAAGGAGUGGAGCCCCAUCGACCGCAUGCUGGCGAACAAGCGGGGCCAAGCGAAGGCGCGGAGAGAGCUGCCCCCCCUGGAGCACCAGCUGCCGCCGCCGGUGCCCACGGCGACCUCGUCGACCCAGACGGCGCCUUGGGCCGCCGUCUGCGCCGAGAUCGUGGCGCCGGAGAAGGCGAGGGCCCUCGUGCUGGAGAAGGAGCUCAAGGCCGUGCGCGCCGCGCUGAAGCAGAUGCAGGAGGGCGCCAAGGACGCUGGCGAGCGGGAGGCCGACGACCAGAGGCGCGAGGCGGAGCUACGGGCGCAGCUGCGGGAGUCCGAGCGCCGCGGGGGGGAGCUCGAGGCAGAGGUGGAGGC